Molecule: messenger RNA, 2427 nt
Organism: Lizanozyma spartinae
Lineage: Eukaryota; Fungi; Ascomycota; Pichiomycetes; Serinales; Debaryomycetaceae
Exons: 2
Coding region: 1-2427 (808 amino acids)
Source: RefSeq, a predicted model, not a curated record
AUGUUGAUUAAGCCAUCAAUGAACUUUGUCCUAAAAUGGAUUAAUGUCUUCUUUUUGCCCGCGUUCAUUGUGUUGCCUUUGUCACAGCCUAUCACUUUUGUUGAAGUUGCCAAAAUUGCUGGAACCUUUGUGCUAGGUUUCUUAGCUCUUUUCAUUGUGGACGUCUACUUGAUGCGUAUUUUGGUGUAUAGCUAUGAGCAUUAUUGGAAGAAAAGAUCAAGAAAAUCGAAGGCAGCCUCUCUGGCUACUACUACAGAUGAUGAUGAUGAUUAUGAUGAUGCAAUUGUCCAAAAUAAUCAUGCAAUGGAGUCAAAUUCUCAACGAACAAUACCAUUGCAAACCAUUCUGACAGGAACAACUUCAGAUGUCAUUUCUAUUGCAUCUAGUGCAUUGGAUAAUCCUCGUCAAGAUCUUGAUCCAGAAACUCAAUCGCAUGGUAAAAGAUCAGGGUCUUUUGACUCUCAGGAUGAAAGUAAUGUGGUUGAGCUCAUAGAAAUGAAAGACUUGAAUAGAAAACGCUUAGAUAUCACUACUAUUAACUUAGCUGAAUUGCGGGCAGUUAAAACGGAACCAACAAAAAAACCAGUCCAUAGACCUGAAAAUCCAUUUGCUGAUUCGCCUUCAUCUCCUAUUGGAAUUACUGGCAACUUGUCAAUACCUGAAAGGGUAUACUAUGGGCAAACGGCUAAUGAUACCAAACUGGAUUUCCUUCAUCAUUUAUCAAGACCACACACUAUAGAUCUUGCAGUAAACUCUUCAUAUUUAACUACAACGGUUACUCAGAAUCAAGUUCCUCAACCUGAUACUGAAGAUGAAAAUCAUAAUUCCACCGAUCCAAAGGAACAAGAGGAAGAGCUAGCAAUUCUAGCUACACUCCUGCCUCUUGCGAAAUCGACUAUGCUAUUUAUUACCAAAUAUAUUGAUUGGUUAAUAUAUGGUUUAAUGUUCUUAGUGUCGCUUCCCUUUUACUACAUUAGCCUGAUCCACUUGAUGUUACCAUAUCAGCUAUCAAUAUCGAUUUUGGUUUACUACGUGGCCCUCUUAAUGCCAGAGAAGUAUCCACAAUUGAAAAAGGUUGGGUAUCACCCGAUCCUUUUCCUGACGGGUAUAAUUCUAUUUAUCUUCUUUAUAGGCUCCUUGAUUUACUACAAUGGAAAACCAGUUGGCUUCCUUGUCGAUCUCAGAUACUUUAAGACCGGGAAAAAGUAUUCAAACUUGUUCAAUGGUGAGCGAAUGUACAAUAAUGGUGAAAUUGCCCCAACAGAUCUACAUGUUACCAAACUUGAUAAGUGGCCCGGGUGUGGAGAUGUUCUUUCUUCACUUAUGGAUGUGAGUAUUGUUGCCCUAUCUUUACCUAUGUUUAGUUUCCGUCGUGAUUUCAUUGAUAAUUUUGGCUUCAUUGUGCCAGUGCUUUUAGUUUCGUGUGCUGCUUCAUACCUCUUGUACCCCAUGUGGUCGUAUGCCAUUGGCAUUUCACCAUCAAGAUCUAUCGGAUUUAUUGGUCGAUUUACCUGUAUUGCAUCCAAAUUAAAAGAAUUUUACAUGCUUGUCGAUGAUAACAGUAGGCUCAUAUUUCUUCCUAAAGAAAUAACUGGAUCAUACCAGUUGAUCUCUUUGUUGAACGAAUCAUUCAUUCUCUAUGAUCUGAACUUGUACCAACUACGAGCGAUGGAAACGAACGAGUUCCCUAGUAGCUUCAUAAUAGAAAAGGAAAAUGAUCAAGGGGCCAUUUUGAACAAUAGUGACCAUAGAAUCCUCGUGGCUAGCAAAUAUAACCUUAAUUUCAAGCUUUUGCUGCUUUUGCAACGAACUACUAGAAGUAAAUCCCUUGAGAAUCUAGGGGACGAUGAACUUAGCUCCAUAAUUGAUAUAGACCAUAACGGUAAAGGGGUUCCUUUGGAACUUGUUGAAAAAUACUUGGAGAACGAAACUUUGUGGGAUAUAAUUAACGAAGGAGGUGAAUCGUAUUAUAAAUUCAAUUCUCUGAAAUGCUUGAAUUGGCUUCAAAUAAAAGUGGACAAGCUUGUCAAAGUUCACUUAAAUUAUUCAUCUUCUUCCAUCGUCAGACAGUUUAAAAAGGACUAUCAAGAUAUUACCCAACAAUCAUUAAUAGAAUUACAUGUACGUCGCUUUGCAGUUGGCUUUAUAACCCAUGCAUACAACUUAGAAACUGUCUAUGAGCCGCUUUUAAGUUUAUACGACUUUUCUUCUUUAGACGAAAUGAUUGAAACUCAAAAGGCUACUCUUAAGCAAAGACAAUUGGUGGAAACCAAUUUAAGGGCUACAAGUGAUACUUCAAGUAGUUUAAAGAAACGUCCCAACAGCACUACUGGAACUAAAGGUGCUCUUAAAAGGAAUAAAAAAGCCACUCUUGUUAAAGUAGCUGUAGGUAAAGGUGCAUUGGAUAGUUUUUUUAAAAAGUCUUAA